CGUUUUCCCCUAAGCAGAGUACUGAAGUUAGAAGGGUUGAUUUCAACAGUUGGCUGCGACCACUGUCCUACCCAAGCUGGAGACAGAGCUGCUCCUCUGCGCCUCACAGGCCGGUGACCAGUCCCCCACUGGAACUCCACCCGACCACAGACCCGCAGGAUUUGUGCCAGUGACUGAUUUCUGGAAGGCAAAGGUUCGUGCCUGUUUCCAACUUCUGUUUUCCGAGGCAGCCAGGGGAAGCGGAGCAAGAACUCGGAGUUCUUUCCCUCAGAUUAAGAGCUUUGGCAGGGAGCAGAGCAACCAUUGGAAAGGAAAGGCGGGACCUUACGGCCAGCCUGCCAAACUUAUGCCCUGCAGCCCUAGCGCCACCACCGAGGUCUAGCCCGCCAAAUCCGGAACCUGGUUGAGCAGCCCAGAAGCCAAGGUGACAUCUGUGUGUCUCUUCAGCCUGAAGACCCAGGACCAACAUGGAAACAAAUCUCUGCUUAGAGGUGACACAGUCUCACCCAGACUUGGUCAUCUGUGUAAAAGAAGUGACUCUUGGGGAAGAAAACCGAAAGAAAAUGGACUUAGUGAAGAGAAAGCUGGAGAAGACAAAUAUUACAAAGGCUGCCUGUGCUCUGUUAAACUCUGGAGGAGGAGUGAUUGAGAUACAAAUGGCCAACAACAGUGAUCAUCCUGUGGAGAUGGGACUGGACUUGGAACAGUCUUUGAGAGAGCUUAUCCAGUCUUCUGAUUUGCAGACUUUCUUUGAGACCCAACAACGAGGAAAACAUUUUUACAUUUUUGUUAAAUCUUGGACCUGUGGGCCUAGAAGUGGUUCUGCUAAGCCUCGUAUUUGCAGCCAAAAUUCUUCCUUGUACCGUAGAUCUGGAACUUCUGUGAUUGAAAUGAAUUUUAUAGAUGCAUUCACAUUUCUAAAGGACAAGAAGAGUGUCAAAUGUAGUCUGACUGAUGAAGGAACUUCACCUGCUAAAAAAUCCAAAACUAUGCAUCAGAACAACCCUGAAUUAAAAUCUGCUUCUGAAAUUUUCCAGUGUGAGAAACUUGAAUAUGGUCAAAUCUUACCUUUUCCUGAAUCUACUUAUAUAGAGUUUAAACAAUUCUCUACAAAAAAAAUCCAAAACUAUAUAAAAAAUAUAAUUCCAGAGUAUGUCUCUGCAUUUGCAAAUACCCUUGGAGGCUACCUUUUCAUUGGAGUGGAUGACAAGAGUAAGAGGGUCCUGGGAUGCCCAAAAGACAAUAUUGAUCGGGACUCUUUGGAAAGAGUGGCAAAGGAAGCAAUAUCCAAGUUGCCAGUUUUCCAUUUUUGUUCAUCUGAAGGAAAGGUGUCUCCCCAGACCAAAGUCAUAGAUGUGUUUCACGAAGGGAAUUUGCAUGGUUAUCUCUGUGUGAUCAAAGUGGAGGCUUUCUGCUGUGCUGUGUUCUCAGAAGAUCCCACUUCAUGGAUGGUAGACAAGGAGAAACGUAUCUACAACCUGACUACUAAGGAGUGGGUAGACAUAAUGAUGGAUGCUGGUCCAGAGGCAGCUGCCAAUCAGUCAUCUUCCCUCCGUAACCUGUGUGAAGACUUUGAGUCUCAGCUGAGUCUCUCCAACAGCCCUCCAUGCUGCAGACCAGUGUAUUCUAAGAAAGGACUGGAGAAUAAAGUCGAGCUCCAAAAGCGUUUAUUUCCAGUGUCACCAGGACGUUUGACAUAUACUCCUGAAUCCCUCUGGAGCGAGCUGUGCUCAGAGCAUGAGAGAUUGGAGAACUUAAUAAACCAGGAAAUGGGUUCUGUCUCCUGUGGUUUGCUGAUUGUCUCUAGAAGCUGGGCUGUGGACCUGGACCUGGAAGAGAGGCAGGGAGUCAUCUGUGAUGCUCUGCUGAUUGCAGAGAAUAGCUCCCCCACCCUCUACACCAUUCUUGAGGAGCAGGAUGAGUGGGGAAAGGACUACUGUACCCACACUGCCUUUACUCUGAAGCAGAAGCUAGUGAACACUGGUGGCUACACUGGGCGGGUGUGUGUCAUAACCAAGGUUCUCUGUCUGAGUUGUGAGAGCAAUGUAGAGACCAGUGAGUUGUCAGCCUCUUCUUUAGAUUACCCACGUUCCUACAACCUUGCAAACACCCAGGAAAUGGAAGCCUUGCUGCAGGCCCUUGUGAUUGUCUUGCUCAACUUCAGAUCUUUCUUGAGUGACCAGCUUGGCUGUGAAAUUUUGAAUCUUCUCACAGCCCAACAGUAUGAGAUAUUCUCAAAAAAUCUCCGCAAAGCCAAGAAACUGUUUGUGCAUGGCUUGCCGGGGUCAGGGAAGACAAUCAUGGCCAUGAAGAUCAUGGAAAAGAUCAGAAACACAUUCCACUGUGAAACAGAUAGAAUUCUCUACAUCUGUGAAAAUCAGCGUUUGAGGGACUUUAUCGGGGCAAAAAAUAUUUGCCGGGCAGUGACCCGGAAAACUUUCAUGAAAAAUGAAUUUGAGACAGACAGAAUCCAACACAUCAUUGUUGAUGAAGCUCAGAAUUUCCGCACUGAAAAUGGGGACUGGUAUAAUAAGGCAAGAGUCAUCAUUCAGAGAGAGAAAAAUUCUACCAGAAUUCUCUGGAUCUUCCUGGACUAUUUUCAGACCAGCCACACGCAACAGAGUGGCCUCCCAAGUUUCUCAUGCCAGGAUCCAAAGGAAGAGCUCACAAGAGUGAUACGCAAUGCAGACAGAAUAGCUGUGUUCUUACAAAAGGAGUUACAGGAAAUCAGAGAUAACCUUCCACCCAGGAUCCCUCCCAAGUGCCUGGAUAUACUCAAUGAAUUUACCUGGGCUCAAGGUGUAUCAGGCAGCUUGGAGCUCAGACAAUUGAGCAUGGAAGACAUGGUGAUCUAUGUAGCAGAUAAGUGCAAUUUUUUCCUGAGGAAUGGCUAUUCUCCCCAAGAUAUCGCUGUGCUUUUCAGCACAGAGGAGCAAAAGAAUAUACAUAAAGGUGAUUUCCUGAGAGAAAUGAGGAAGAAGAGAGUGUCUCAGAUGGAUGAUGUCACGUUUGACAGCAUCCGUCGAUUCUCAGGCCUGGAAAGAACCAUUGUGUUUGGUAUUGAUCCCCAUUCAAUUGAGUGGCGCAUUUCCCACAACCUUCUGCUCUGCUUGGCUUCCAGAGCAAGGAAACAUCUGUAUAUUCUGAGGCUUCCUGGUCAUUUUGCUCCUGUUGAUAUAGCUCAGUAGUAGAAGGGGAUGCUUGAGGCCUAGGUUCAUUCACUGGCGAUAGGAAAACAAAACCUCAUCUAGGCCCUUCUGUACAAGAAGAAAGGUAAAGAUAGUACAAAGCUCUGUCCCGCAGUUUCAGAAAAUGCUGACAAAAAGAUUACCAGUGGACACUGAAAGUUGCUGUGCAUCUCAGGCUGAAAACUAAGUUGCAGAAAAGAACGGCAAAACAAUGUGCACAUGACACAUGCUGUGAAAAAACUAAAACCACAAAGAUUGAAACUAUAGAUAAAAACAAUACAACAUAGUAAGUCAUAUCUGAGUUCUAAAAUAGACUGCCAUUUUAAAUUGUUAAAUACAUUUAUGAAAACUAAAUGUAUUUAUUUAUAAGUAUAAGGACCAAAAACACCCAGGGCUCAGAAGAGAAACACAGGCCCACCUUGCAGCACCAGCCAGCAGGCCACUAUUAGAGUGAGCAGAGGUACAGUAUGGUGUCUUAUUUGGAUGGGGUGAGGAGAGAGAGAGAGAGAGUUCAAGUCCUAUGGACAGAGGCAUAUCUGAAGAAAUAAGAGAGGAAGGGAGUGGGCUGAGACGGUGAGGGAGCUGACUUCUUGACCAGCAGCAACACACUGGAAAGCAGGCCCUGCACUUUGUCGGGGCAACAUAGCAAAGGUGAUCACACUCACGCUGAGGACAUGAGUGUGGGAGAGCUAGCCCCACUCCUCAUCAGCCACAAGUGGCAUGGGAUGGGGAGAGAUGCCCUUCCACCUCCCCUCUGCCCUGCGCCCAACAACACUGGAGGCAGGUGAGAGAGCUGGCCCUGUGGUCAUAAGAGUGGG
Peromyscus leucopus (white-footed mouse) is the source of this 4006-nucleotide messenger RNA. RefSeq names its product schlafen family member 13. Gene Ontology annotation, molecular function: tRNA binding. Gene Ontology annotation, biological process: defense response to virus. Lineage: Eukaryota; Metazoa; Chordata; Mammalia; Rodentia; Cricetidae. The transcript is spliced from 6 exons. The record is from RefSeq and is a predicted model, not a curated record. The coding region runs from base 468 to 3188 and encodes 906 amino acids.